CAUAAGUAUCCAGUGAUAGUUUGAAAACUUGUAGAAAACUAUUCAUUAGAUUUCGUUUGAGAGAAAAGGCGGGAUGCUUGGUGCAUUCUGGACAGAGAUCUUAGUGGCAUUUUUGCUGGCUGCAACUUUGCUAAUCAAAUAUGCAAAUGUGUUUCGCAUUCACAUUAUAGUCACUGUCUCUGUACUGAUAGCCUGGUAUUUUUCUCUCUUAAUCAUCUUCAUAAUACCUUUGGAUGUUUCUUCGACUGUAUUCAGGCAGUGCGUAGAGCAGAACAUACACAACAACACUAAAAAUGUUGAUAACACAACCUCUACACCAAUUGUUACGUGUAAAGAACCUUGGCCAAAUGUGCCAGAUCAUUUAUUUCCAAAUCUGUGGAGGAUAGUUUACUGGACAUCACAAUGCCUGACAUGGUUAAUACUCCCAUUGAUGCAAUCUUAUAUAAAGGCAGGAGACUUCACUGUACGCGGAAAACUAAAAUCUGCUUUAAUAGAUAAUGCUAUAUAUUAUGGCAGUUAUUUGUUUAUAUGUGGCAUACUUUUAAUAUACAUUGCAUUAAAACCUGGCUUAGAUCUUGAUGGGCAAAAAUUGAAAGCUAUAGCAUCAUCUGCAUCUAAUACAUGGGGUUUAUUCUUAUUGGUUUUAUUACUUGGAUAUGCUCUCGUAGAGAUACCUCGAGGAUUGUGGAAACGCAGCAAACCUGGAUAUACUUUAAAUUAUAGCUAUUUCAAGAUAGCAAAAUUAAGCUUAGACAAAUGCGAAGCAGAGGAAACAGUAGAUGAUAUACUUGAGUCACUACAAAUUGCAACAAUAUCUAUUAGGCCUGGUCACCCAUUCCAUUGUAACUUGGAAACAAUUUUACAAAAGAUACCUACAGAAUUGAUGGAUAGAAUGAACAGAAGACAACUGCCAGAUGAUACUCCAACAGAUACACCCACUGAAAAAUCUUUAAUUCGAUUACAUAGACAGACUAUAAAAGCAUUACAGACUUUAGAACGUGUAGAGACUCAGUGGAAUAUUUUAGUAGACAAGAUUUUUAAUUUGGAAGAUGUAGCGAAAAAUCAAGUAAGUCAUGAUAGAAGGUUUAAACCAUCUUUUCCAGUAUAUGUCUCGCUACCCAUUCGUAUUAUUUACAAUCCUGUUAUCGAAUGGUACUGGAAAUGUAUCAUAAAGGGAUAUGUUUUGAAAAUAGCUGCUAUUUGUGCUGGUUGUUUGUCAGUGGUUGUUGUAUGGUCAGAAGUAACAUUCUUCAACAAGUCUCCUGUGUUGUCGAUAUUUGCUCAAUUUCUGAAUUUAGCGAAAAGAGACUAUGAUUAUGUUGGAAUGGAGAUAUUAUCUACGUUUAUUAUUGCGUACCUUUGUUAUUGCGCUUAUUCUACCGUCUUAAAGAUCAGAGUGUUAAAUCUUUAUUACUUGGCACCUUACCAACAAACGAAUGAGUAUAGUCUCAUAUUCAGUGGUAUGAUGUUUUGUCGCUUAACUCCGCCCAUGUGUCUUAAUUUUCUGGGACUUAUUCAUAUGGAUUCGCAUAUCAUCAAGACUCAUAUUUUAGAAACACACUAUACACAGGUGAUGGGUCAUAUGGAUGUCAUUUCUAUAAUAUCAGAUGGCUUUAACGUAUACUUUCCUAUGGCCAUUCUAGCAUUCUGCUUAGCGACAUACUUUAGUGUAGGUAGUAGAUUACUUUCCAUGUUGGGUUUUCAACAAUUUCUCGAUGAUGAUGAAUUCACGACAGACCUUGUAGAUGAAGGAAGGGAGCUUAUGAAAAGAGAGAGGCGCAGACGGCAAAGAGAAGAAGAUUCUAUUUACAGACGUGAAUUGCAAGAGAGAUUAAAUAUUUCGGGUUCAGGAUCGCGUUACAGAACAUCUCGACAAAACACAGAUACUGUGCGACCGUUAAAACGAGAUGAAUCGAUUGAAUCGGCAAGAGCAGGUCUAUUGCACGAUUUCGAUCCUGCGGAUUAUUACAUUGGUAUGACAUUUAGAGGAGAGAAUUACGGUGCGAAUAAUCAUUACGACGGGGAAAAUCAAGGUGACAAUGAUUCAUACGAUUCGAGUAUGCACUCGAACAUGAAUGCAUUUUCCACAAAUCGCGUGGGUCCUCCACCUAGAGGAUUGUUUGACGAUAUUUAAAGGAUUGCGGUUUCGUAGAUACAGCUUUGGUACAAGAAUCAUAUGUAAAUUGGCUUUUAGAGAUUUACAUUAUUUAGACAUUUAUACCAAGCAACGCGACGAUUUGUUGAUACGAUAAAAUAUGAGAAUAAUGAAUUAUAUAGUA
Messenger RNA from Nylanderia fulva, 2279 nucleotides. Its product is annotated as LMBR1 domain-containing protein 2 homolog. NCBI's taxonomy places the organism in Eukaryota, Metazoa, Arthropoda, Insecta, Hymenoptera, Formicidae. Gene Ontology annotation, cellular component: membrane. The record is from RefSeq and is a predicted model, not a curated record.